AUGAAGAUGGUUUGGUGGAAGAAGAAGCCCUUUCGGCAGCAUCACCUGUGGGCCCUGGGCUGCUAUAUGCUGCUGGCCGUGGUUGCUCUGAGGUUUUCUCUCAGGUUGAAAUGUGACUUUGAAUCCCUGGAUCUGGAGUCCAGGGACUUUUGGAGCCAGCCCUGUAGGGACAUCUUGUACAAGUCCCUGAAGCUGCCAGCAAAGAGAUCCAUCAACUGUUCUGGAAUCAUCCGAGGGGACCAGCAGGCAGUGACGGAGGCUCUCCUGGACAACCUGGAGGUCAAGAAGAAGCGGGAGCCCUUCACAGACACCGACUACCUUAACAUGACCAGAGACUGUGAGCACUUUAAGGCCGAAAGGAAGUUCAUACGGUUCCCUCUGAGCAAAGAAGAGUUAGACUUCCCUAUUGCAUACUCUAUGGUGGUCCAUGAGAAGAUCGAGAACUUUGAAAGACUGCUGCGAGCUUUGUAUGCCCCUCAGAACAUAUACUGUGUCCAUGUGGAUGAGAAAUCCCCAGAAACUUUCAAAGAGGCAGUCAAGGCGAUUGUGUCAUGCUUCCCAAAUGUCUUCAUAGCCAGUAAGUUGGUUCGGGUGGUUUAUGCCUCCUGGUCCAGGGUGCAGGCUGACCUAAACUGUAUGGAGGACUUGCUCCAGAGCUCAGUGCCGUGGAGAUACUUACUGAAUACAUGUGGGACGGACUUUCCUAUAAAGACCAAUGCUGAGAUGGUCCUGGCCCUCAAGAUGUUGAAUGGGAAGAACAGUAUGGAGUCAGAAAAACCUACUGAGUACAAAAGGUCUCGCUGGACAUAUCACUAUGAGGUGACAGAUGCAUUGUACAUAACCAGCAAGAUGAAGGAUCCUCCCCCGGAUAAUAUACCUAUGUUCACAGGGAAUGCCUAUAUUGUGGCUUCUCGAGAUUUUGUCCGGCAUGUCUUGGAGAACCCCAAGUCCCAAAGACUGAUCGAGUGGGUGAAAGACACCUAUAGCCCCGAUGAACAUCUGUGGGCCACCCUUCAGCGUGCACCGUGGAUGCCGGGUUCUAUUCCCUACCACCCCAAGUUUCACAUCUCUGACAUGACAGCCAUUGCCAGGCUGGUCAAGUGGCAAAACCAUGAGGGAGACAUCAGUAUGGGGGCACCUUAUGCACCUUGCUCUGGGACCCACCAGCGGUCUGUCUGUGUUUAUGGGACUGGGGACCUGCAUUGGAUUCUUCAAAACCAUCACCUGUUGGCUAACAAGUUUGACCCAAAGGUGGAUGACAAUGUUCUUCAGUGCUUAGAAGAGUACUUACGUUAUAAGGCCAUCUAUGGGACUGAACUCUGA
Molecule: messenger RNA, 1323 nt
Organism: Leptonychotes weddellii (Weddell seal)
Lineage: Eukaryota; Metazoa; Chordata; Mammalia; Carnivora; Phocidae
Source: RefSeq, a predicted model, not a curated record